This is a messenger RNA of Ipomoea nil (Japanese morning glory), 552 nucleotides long. RefSeq names its product transmembrane protein 258-like. Gene Ontology annotation, biological process: protein N-linked glycosylation. The transcript is spliced from 4 exons. NCBI's taxonomy places the organism in Eukaryota, Viridiplantae, Streptophyta, Magnoliopsida, Solanales, Convolvulaceae. The record is from RefSeq and is a predicted model, not a curated record. Gene Ontology annotation, cellular component: membrane-bounded organelle. The coding region runs from base 126 to 362 and encodes 78 amino acids.
AUUACACAUGCGUUAGGGAGAAGUUGUGUACUAGACUGGUGUUUCUCACUUCUCAGUAAAAGGAGUCUUCUUCCGCCGGUGAGGUCUGAGACAAAAGAUCUAUCGCUAGCUUGCAAUCUCCAGAAAUGGCCCAAUCAGCGAAGCCGAUCUCGAGCCCGGUGCCGGAGUCGAUGUAUCCAACCCUAGCGUUCUUCAUGCUCGUCGUUGGUCUCCUCGUGACCGCCUUUUUCUUCAUCUAUGGGGCUACUUCUUCUAGAAAGAAUCUGAGUCUUGCCAAGGAGCUCACCACAGGUGCAGUGGCAUCAGUAUUCUUGGGUUUUGGAUCCUUGUUCUUACUGCUUUCCUCUGGUGUUUACGUUUGAUAACUUAACAUCGUACUAGACCUAAUUUUGUUUUUGCAAUUUCUACGCGAGUGAUGCUUUUUGACAGUGUCGUUAGAACUAAUUUGAGUAUUUGAGCGGAGCAUCUAUGAUAUGUAAUCCUCAUCAAACUAUAAAUCUACUAAACCAGGAACCCUACCAAUGAAACUUUACAUUUUUCUUGUUGGACAAA